Hypoxylon fragiforme is the source of this 1154-nucleotide messenger RNA. RefSeq lists its product as uncharacterized. The record is from RefSeq and is a predicted model, not a curated record. The coding region runs from base 197 to 886 and encodes 229 amino acids. The transcript has a single exon. NCBI's taxonomy places the organism in Eukaryota, Fungi, Ascomycota, Sordariomycetes, Xylariales, Hypoxylaceae.
CCCAGCUUAACCUUGGAAGUUUUCGAGAUGAGGAAGGCCCUGACCGUACUGCAUUUUUUGUAUAUAAGCUGCAGAGGUGGCAUUUCUUCCGUCGAAUCCUAGAAAAUACACAACGCUUCAUGUCUAUCCAUAUCUUACAUUUAAUUGGUUUAUUUUUCUAUCUUCUUGACUUAGAACAUUGCCUCUUUUCAGUGUUAUGGCUUCAAAGGAGUGCGAACCCGUGGUAGACUGCACCCCCCGAAAAAGUCACGAUGUUGUAGAAUCCCAACAUGAUGUGAAGGCAUCCGACACUACACCAUGCCUCAACCAAUGCCUUCACAAAACUACACCCAAAGCCCAAAGUCCCAAACCUCAAGGGCGACGAAGCCGAUUUUUAAGAUCACGAACACCACCACCCAGGGAGCCACCGCCGAAAGCAGUCUGGGUCCAGGGGUAUCUUUAUAACUUGGACGAAUAUAGUGCUGCGGCAAGGAUGAGGCCAGUCUGGAGUGUUGUACUACCAACCCCGUGCAUAGUACGUCAAGGGGAGUGGAAGCCCGCCGAUGUGCACUCUAGGAAGCCCCCACGCCAAUCUGCGGAGGACCGGGCAGAACUUGGUGAGGCUGGCAUUCAUGCCCAAGAAUCAUCGGAGGGCACAGCCACGAGGCCUAGAACAGCCGCUGGUGCCGGCCAUUGUUGCGGGUGCAAUUGCAAUGGAGCUAGACGGCCCGUCUCCGACGCUGAGCUAUUAGGCGAGCAAGCCGAUGGUGAUGCGGACCCAGAAGGGGAAGGCCCAACUAAACCUCGCAACUGGUGGGCUCGCCAACGAGUAAAGCAUCGCGAGCCGUUGGCUGAAUUUCUGGCGGUAUGUGUCGCCCCUGGCAACUUUUCUUGGAGACAGAGUUAACUCGACCCAUAGACUGGAACAUCUUGUUUCCUCGGAUUGGCGUCCACCCUUUCGGUGAACCUGUCUUCGAACCAGGAUAAAAAGUACGGUACUUAUGGUAAGUACCAUAAGUUGAAAUCUAGCCCUGAGUUGCCUAGGACUCGAAAGAAUCCAUGAUAUUACAUAGGCAUACUAAUCUGGGGAUAGACACGACGUGCUGGGUAAGUAUAAGGAAUAUGGCGUCCCAAACAAAUUCACCCUCCCCCCCCCUUUUUUUUUAUUUCCCCCU